Messenger RNA from Penicillium daleae, 1170 nucleotides. RefSeq lists its product as uncharacterized. Gene Ontology annotation, molecular function: protein binding. NCBI's taxonomy places the organism in Eukaryota, Fungi, Ascomycota, Eurotiomycetes, Eurotiales, Aspergillaceae. The transcript has 3 exons. The record is from RefSeq and is a predicted model, not a curated record. Bases 1 to 1170 code for a protein of 389 amino acids.
AUGGUUGUGCUUAGUAUGUCGCCAGAAGAGGACGGAAAAUUCAUAUUUCCUCUUCCUUUCGCACGCGCCGAACUUGUGGACAUUCGUGAGGUGUUUACGGCGCAGAUCCCAGCGUGGCUGGGGGAAAUUCGGAAACUCUUGGCCGUAAUAUCCACACCAAUCGUAUUUGGGAUAUGCUGGAGUUACAUCAAAGCCGGGAAAUGGGGAUCCUUCACUAAUCUCACCGAGCUAGAAAGUCUAGCCCGUAUACUUCGACAGACUGGGCAUUAUGACGAGGCCUCGAUAAUCUACUGGAUGAUUGCAUGUGGACUUGACAGCCAUACUCCCAGCACGGAGAAUCUUGAGUUUCUCGCGGAUGUACUCACGAACCUCGGCCUGGUCUAUACGCAGCAACGCAAGUUCGAAGCUGCUCUCGGGUCCUUUGAUAGAUCAUCAGAGAUCAUGUCUGAGCUGGGAACUCUGACUCCUCACGCAUCCAUGUCCAUCACGUACAACAAAGCAGUGGUAUUCAUGAUGACCGAUCGCCUUGACGAAGCAGAAGUAUUCUUGCGCGACGCCGCAGCAUAUUUCUCACAAGAUACUACUGCCGAACACACCCUACCCCAAAGCGAGCAGAAAUCCUUAUACCUUCGGAUACUGAACAAUAUCGGCGAAGUCAUGCUACGGAAGAGGCUCCGAGACUCCAGUCGACAAGGUGAUCCUCAGCCUGCCCAGGCAUCUCUGAAGCUCAACGUGGGCAGAGCCUUUACCAUGCUUGGAGAUUUUGCGAGGGCUCGAGAGUUGCUUGAAGAAGUAAUCUCAAUUUACACAGAAUGGUGGGGAAGACGACACACGGAGACUACGCGAGUGACUGAUGAGCUGGCCUGGAUGCUGAUGGAAGAGUGUAAAUAUAAACACGGCAAAGGAGAGGAUGUAGAUGCAGAGGCGAGGCGUGCGGGUGAGCUUUGGAAUGAAGUUUUGGAUUUUUAUCGGCGGACUACUGGAGAUGCGUCUGACGUGGUGGUUCGAAUUGAAGUGAAUAUGAGACAAGUAUCUUGCUACACGACAGUUGAUGCUUUCGAUUCUAUGAUACCGAUGGGGAGUAUUAGCCCUGCUCCAACCUACAGGGGUUGGUUACUGAGGUCUGGUCUGGGAAAGGGGAAAUGCGUGAUGGGUAACAACCGCAUCUAG